Folsomia candida is the source of this 671-nucleotide messenger RNA. Its product is annotated as translation initiation factor IF-2. The record is from RefSeq and is a predicted model, not a curated record. NCBI's taxonomy places the organism in Eukaryota, Metazoa, Arthropoda, Collembola, Entomobryomorpha, Isotomidae. Bases 187 to 660 code for a protein of 157 amino acids. The transcript is spliced from 3 exons.
UCCCUUCGCGUUUUACACACGUCGUCAGCCUUGUUAUGUAAAAUAGUUAAAUAACAAUUACUUAAUUGCGCUUUGUUUGAUCGUCGUCACCUCGUCACCAAAACGUUCGGAACGGUGGAGCAGAGUCACGUCAGCUUUCCUUCGAAGACUAAUCCGUGGCGUUACUUAAUCUCGAUUUUUCACACGAUGAAGGCCUCCCUCUUCGGCGUGUGUCUCAUCAUGACCUUCUUCCUCGUCGCCACGAAAGCUGACCCAGAUCCAGACCCGGACCCACUUCCGGCCCCACUCCCACUCCCAGAACCCCUCCCCGAACCACUCCCACUCCCCCUCCCCCACCCAAUUCCUGGCGACAAGAAUCCCUACGCUGGUAAGGUCACUCGGAAGCCCAAAUCGAUCAAGGGCAAGGGCGCCUCUCACCCUAAACCGAAAGGAAAAGGUGUCCAGAAACCCAAGGGGGGUAAAUCUGUCCACAAACCCAAGGGGGGUAAAAGCGCGCAUAAACCUAAAGGCGGGAAAAGUGUGCACAAACCGAAAGGGGGCAAAAGCGCGGGGAAAAAGCCAAAGCCUGGAGAAGGUCGCGGAAUGGCGCGCCCAAAAGCGACGCGAAAACCGGGCGGUCGUUCCAUGCCAAAAGCAAACAAAGCUAAAGGAAAAGCCUAAUUUUAUUAAUA